Molecule: messenger RNA, 2166 nt
Organism: Saccharomycopsis crataegensis
Lineage: Eukaryota; Fungi; Ascomycota; Saccharomycetes; Ascoideales; Saccharomycopsidaceae
Exons: 1
Coding region: 1-2166 (721 amino acids)
Source: RefSeq, a predicted model, not a curated record
AUGCACAUCACCAGGGUGCAAUACCCCCAUUUUGCGAAGAAAGUCUCUCAUAUAAGAAUUAUUGCUGUUUUGCUCAAAGCAUUAAAUUCUAUUUCAUUUUCUUCUUUAUUGAAGUCUUCUCAAGACUCAGGCUCAUUAUUACCCAAGAAUUGUGUGGUUGAAUGUUUUAAUGUCAAUAUGAGCGACCAAGCUUACGAACAGAGAAUAGCGUCUGCAAUAAAUGAGAUAAAAUCCAAAAUCAGAAAUUCACAAGGUCUAUCAUUAGACCUUGGUGACAUUCUUGAUGACCAAAACUUAAGAGCUGGUGUUAUUGGAAAAAUGAAAGUGGAAGCAUAUCUUGAGAGAGAAAGAAAUGGCCCAAAUCCCACAGACCUCGCAUCGCUGCUAUGGAAGCUCUUUCUCAACUUGCCUGCACCAGAUCCGCUCAAAAAAUCUCUCCACAAGCAAAGUGUGCCUACCUCACUUCCGAAAGGUUCAACUAGUGCUGCUAUUUACAAAUACUACGAAGAGUUUUCGGUUGAUUGGAAACCCUUUCCUGAUGAUUAUUUUGAUAAUUUGAUAGAAACAUUUUCAUUACAUUGUAAUCAAAAUUUAUCAACGUCAAUUUUUCAUCAGGGGAGUGUUCGUGAAGUCGAUGAACUUUACCUGGAUUUAACAAGUAGUACAGGAAAGGAUUUUUGGAUGCAUUGUGAUAAGAAGGAGGCCAGCAUUGUGUUACUGCUUUGGAAUUUGAUAUUGCCGAAAGUUGUGACGAUCCUUUACGGUCUUGGUGACACAGUUUAUUGCCGUGUUCAAAGAACUAUUAUGGGGCAAGAAAAUCUAUCUUUACGCCCAGACAUUUGUGUUUUUGCAAAUCAACGUGAUGCUGAUGAGAAUGGUCCUGCAUCCAUCAUAAUUGAAGGCAAAAGGCUUGGGUUGAGAAAAUUAAUUAAGGAUGAUGCUCUUACUGAUAGCUCCUUAGUUCGCCAGGUGGUGGUUGACAUGUUGAACGGUGCUAUUGAUUUCUGCAUACUUACCGAUUACGUUGUUAGUAUUAUUUUCAUGCUAGAAGAUCCUGAUCACGAAGAUUCCAAACCAAAAGGGAACCCAAACUCCACAAAGCAAAAAGAGUUUCAAGAGAUGAAUGACAGAAUCGCAGAAAUGGAAACACUUCUUAAAGAAACCAAUGGUGACAAAUUCAAGGUAUUCAAUUCAAGAAGAAGAAAUUUAGAAAAGGAAAAAGCAAAGCUUGAAAAAAGGGCUGGGGCCCUCAAGCAACAACUUAUGGAAGUUCCAAUCCCUAUUUUCUACAAGAUUUUGGAAAACUCUGAUAAGAAAAUCAAUUUAAUUUUGGCAAGUUUGAUACAUCAUUGUGUAAAUUACAGUGCUAAUCAAAAAAGCAGUGCCAUAGAUAAAACAAAAAAAUACAAGCUGGUAUUCAUGAAGAAGAAAAGCUUGGUAGAGAAUAUCAAGAUUGGAAGUAGAAGCUCCCAUAAAAGCGUGAGCAAACCAAUAAAACUUGUGCACAAGGAAAUGAGUGGAAACAGCUGGGGUAACUACGCAAAUGAUAUAGCGGAGUUGCAGGGUGGUGACUCUCAUUUAUCGUUUGUUGUCGCAAUAAAUACCACUAGGUGCUAUGAAUUCUUUCCCAGGUUGCCCAGGAUGGAUACAGAUAGCAAGCGUCUUGUGUUGAAAGUUUAUGAUCAGGACUUCAUUAAAGAUUAUAGCCAAACUAGAGAAAUGAGAAAAAUGGGAUGGUCUUAUCCAAUGCUAUUGAAACUUGCAGAAGAGAAUUUCAUGAGCGAAAUUCAUGCAUAUAGCUUGAUAACCAAGUACAAUAAGAAGUGCAGGUCGGAAGCUGAUAAGAUAUUUGCUCCACAAGUCAUUUACUGUGGAGAUAAUGUUAUCUUUUGGGAUAAAUCUUGCAUAAAAUUUGGAGGGCAUGCAAUAUUCAUGACAGAGAUCACUGGAGGUGGUAGAAUCACCAAGAAACUGAUAGAGUUCGGAAUUAAUCAAUUGAAGUUAUUGUCGGGUUUGGGGAUUAAUCAUGGAGAUAUCAGAAGAGCGAAUUUCAUAGUUACUCCAGACGAAAGAGUUGCCUGGAUAGACUAUGGUAGGGUGAAUGGAUCUUCAACUUUGGAAGGAAAUAUCCUAAAAUUUGUCGAGAUAUGCAGUGAGGACUCUUGA